This is a messenger RNA of Serendipita indica DSM 11827, 1380 nucleotides long. The record is from the annotation of a GenBank genome assembly. NCBI's taxonomy places the organism in Eukaryota, Fungi, Basidiomycota, Agaricomycetes, Sebacinales, Serendipitaceae.
AUGGUCAAAUCUGCACUUGUAUCAACCCUUCUUCUCGCCGUUUCGGCCUUUGCCCACCCUCACGCCCAUGGUGGCCCCAGUUCAGAUCAGCUCUAUUCGUUCCUAAAGGCUCGCACUUCUGUUAGUGCUGCAGCCUCUGAAGGUGCCGCUGCCAAUCCCUCGAGCGGCAGCUCCAAUGGAUCCGCAGAGGGAGGACGUGGUUCCUCGACUGCAUUCUCCGCAGCUCGCUUCCCAGACGUGCAAGCUGUUCUCGAGGGAAACAAGCGCUUUGUCCAGAACCGCGACGCCAAGGCAAUUCAAGAGCUCGUGGACAAUGGCCAAAAGCCACCGUUCAUGAUGGUCGCUUGCAGUGAUUCCCGGGCACCCGAGGCCACCAUUUUCGAUUCCAAGCCCGGAACCUUCUUCAUGGAGCGAAACAUUGCCAACCAGUACAAACCUGGUGAUGAAAACGCGCAAAGCGUGAUGGCAUACGGCAUUCAUGUCCUCGGUGUCCAGCACAUUGUGAUCCUUGGUCACUAUGGCUGCGGAGGCAUCGCUGCGUCUAUCGCUACUCCCCCCAAGAACAAUAUCAACGUCGCAUCACAUAUCGUCAACACUUGGAUCGGUGACAUUCGUCAACUCUACUUGACAUCUAACCGCUCCGAGAUUGUGGAGAUGCGCACGGCCAACCUCGCCAUCGAGGCGGCUGGUGGCACCGUUGAAGAGCCAAAGAUUCGCGAGCCAGGUUUCCGCGCCCUCGUCGAGGAAAAUGUCAAGCUCCAGGUCCAACGACUUGUUGACAGCAGUGUCAUGAAGAAUCGCGUCGACGAGAUCACUACCAAGCUCAACACGGAUGGCACUCUCAAGGCCUCCAACUCGACCCCUGUCGAGCGCCGCGCAGAAGAGGGCGGUGCAAUCCGCCCUGUCUUUGUCCACGGAUGGGUGCAUGACCUCGAGAGUGGAGAGAUCAUCGACCUCAACAUUUCCUCUGGUCCAGCUGGCUUUGAGAACUUUGUUCCUCCUGCGGCUGGCGAGGGCAAUGCGGAGAGCCCCUCCUCAUCUACGACGACUGCUGGAGGCGAGAGCGCAACGUCGACGUCUGCUGCGGAAGGAGGAGCCAGCUCUACUUCUUCGGCAGCUGAGGGUGCGGCCACUACCACUUCUAGCGCUGCAGAGGGUGGCGAGACUUCUUCCACCGUUGCAGGAGAGGGUGCAGAGAGCUCGAGCUCGACGAGUGCCGAGGCGACUGCCGCUUCGUCUUCGUCUGGAGAUGUUCGUGUUCACGGUCCAUCCUCGCUUGGUACCAGAAGAGCGAGACGUUCGAAUGCACGCGCGCUCAAUGCCUCUUCUCUCAAUCUUCACAAGCGCUUGGCGUCAUUUGGACGAUCAGGUCGUCGUUAA